This is a messenger RNA of Ascoidea rubescens DSM 1968, 846 nucleotides long. RefSeq names its product ribonuclease (gene NUC1). Bases 1 to 846 code for a protein of 281 amino acids. Gene Ontology annotation, cellular component: mitochondrial inner membrane; nucleus. The record is from RefSeq and is a predicted model, not a curated record. The transcript has a single exon. Gene Ontology annotation, biological process: apoptotic DNA fragmentation. Lineage: Eukaryota; Fungi; Ascomycota; Saccharomycetes; Ascoideales; Ascoideaceae. Gene Ontology annotation, molecular function: RNA endonuclease activity; nucleic acid binding; single-stranded DNA endonuclease activity.
AUGAACAUUGAGGACACCAUCAAGCCCGGCGACUUUUUCAAGUAUGGGUAUCCUGGGCCAGUCCAUGACUUGGGAGCCUACAGAGAAUUCAUUUCCUGCUACGACAGACAAACAAAGAACCCCUACUGGGUGGUUGAGCACAUCACGGCGGAUUCGUUGAAGAGAAACGGAGACACCAAUAGAGGCAAAUCGGUUUUCAAAGAAGAUGAAAAGAUCCCCAUGGAGUACCGGGGCUUGUUGAGAAACUACUUCCGUAGUGGGUACGACAGAGGCCAUCAGGCUCCAGCAGCAGAUGCCAAGUUCAGCCAGGAAGCGAUGGACGAGACGUUCUAUCUCAGCAACAUGUGUCCCCAGGUUGGCCAGGGAUUCAACAGAGAUUACUGGGCCCACUUUGAGGAUUUUGCCAGGAGACUCACCUCGCAAUACAAACAUGUUCGGAUUGUGACUGGGCCCUUGUACUUGCCCAAGAAGUAUCCAGACGGAAAGUACAGAGUUUCGUACGAGGUGAUUGGAAACCCACCCAACGUUGCUGUUCCCACCCACUUUUUCAAAUUGAUUGUUGGAGAGAGAACAGACAUCACCAACGUGAACGAGCAACCAAUUUCGGCAGCCGCCUUUAUCUUGCCCAACGAUCGAAUCAGCAACGACGUGCCCUUGCGAUCCUUCCAGGUUCCUGUCGAGGCCUUGGAGCGAAGCACCGGUUUGUCCUUCUUCCACCAGAUCUCCAACAAAAGCAACAUCAAAAACCUCUGUGACGAGGUCAAGUGCGAUAUUAUUGUCAGGGAGUUUCCCAAGGCACUUCCUGCUCCAGAAGAGGUCUUAUCCUUGCCUGCUCCAAAAGACUAG